UUUGAAGCGAUUGAAGAGAGCCCAGUCCACAACGAACGGUUUGAGGGAACAGUAAUGCUUUCCAAUUCGACGGCAAACAAUGAAAGUGUCACAGAUCUUAAAGCAUCAGACGAGGAAAGGUCUCAGAGCAACCUGAUGAUGAUCAUUGCCACCUUAACCUGGAUGCUACUCAGCAUCAUAACUCUCUUCAUUUACUGCUGCAACUAUUGGCAGGUGCUAAGGUCGAGGCCGCGUCGCCACCAGAGAGAGUCGGAUUCUGAGCUCCAGCAAAGCACUCUGCUCUCAUUGGAUAAUUAAGAGUGCCUAAUGAGCAACCAUACGCGAUGCUUAUAAGAGCCCCAUGUGAUGGAUGGUGGAUGACUACGAGAGCCCCAGGGGUGAAGCCACAACAAAGGGACCGAUUCAGAGAUACUUAGUGAAGUGCAACAGCUGGCAAUGAUCAUCUGUGGGCUCCGGCUACUGCUGCGGCUCCGCCAUGACCCCGGCCAUAUGGUCGUGUGCAGCAGCUUCCAUUUCCAUUUUCCAUUUCCGUUUCCGUUAAGUUAAUUCCACACGACAGCAACCAAACAGAUACGAAAAAAUAAAUGAAAAAAACCCAAACGAAAAAAAAUAAAAUGUAAAAUUCC
Drosophila obscura is the source of this 626-nucleotide messenger RNA. RefSeq lists its product as uncharacterized. NCBI's taxonomy places the organism in Eukaryota, Metazoa, Arthropoda, Insecta, Diptera, Drosophilidae. Bases 55 to 297 code for a protein of 80 amino acids. The record is from RefSeq and is a predicted model, not a curated record. The transcript has 3 exons.